Messenger RNA from Symbiodinium necroappetens, 1558 nucleotides. NCBI's taxonomy places the organism in Eukaryota, Dinophyceae, Suessiales, Symbiodiniaceae. The record is from the annotation of a GenBank genome assembly.
AUGCACGCUUAUCUGCUUUUGCAGCUGGUUGACGCGACAGUGGUCUUCUGGCCCGGUGCCGAAGAAAUCGGACUCCCUGUGGCAAUCUCUGUGGUGCUGUGCAAAGGCGAGGUCUCUGCAGUCUCCAUCUCCGAACUCGCAGUCGCCGCCCAGCGGUACAGCUCGGACGAAGCAGACCUCGGCUGCAUCAACUUGAAGUCUAAGCGGCCUCCCGUUGCACGAGCUUACGAGAAGCUGAUUCACGACGUGAUCCAGGGCGAAAGCCACAACUUUGUCCGGCGUGACGAGCUCGAACAGGCGUGGCGAAUCUUCGAUCCGUUGCUGACAACUCUGGAGAAGGAAGAGAUGCGAGAACCGGAGCGAUACACCUUGGGCAGCCGGGGUCCGUUCAAGGCUGACAUGCUGAUCGACCGGAUGGGCUUCAGGCGAUACACAGUCACCGGGGUGCCCGGCUUCGCGGAGGAUGAUUUCGACAGAAGCCUACAGAAACCGAAAUUGAAAGUGGACUGGAAGAUCCUCGAAGAGUCCUCGAUUCGCUGGCCCGCUGGUCCAGCCCUGCCACCAGCGGUCACCAUCGGUCGCCACGUCGCAGCCGAUGAGCCUAGUCCGCCUCAACCAACCGCUGUACUCUUCGAGCGGUGCGACCUUGCGCCGAAGCUGGAGCAGGGGAGCCGGCAGAAAUUCAUGUUUUCCAACUUGGACCAUCGACUUCGGCUCGCAAAUCUCGUUGGUGCUCCUCUUGAUGUCUCUGUGUCGAUUCUCUGUCUGCAGCCGGCAGAGACUGCACCAGAAGGGCAAAGAGCAUUAGUCAUUAGUCUUUACAUGGCCCCGACGGCGAGCGAUGCCAGUGAGUGGGCAGAGAAGCGCAGAGCCAAGGUCGAGGCCGCCAAGGCGAAGAAGGCUGAGAGGGAGCAAGGCGAAGUUACCUCUGACCACACCUUCAAACCCAAGACGAGGUCGGGGAAGCUGCGAGCCUCUCUCUCCGGAAGCGGCAAGGUUACCCCGGUAGCAAAAUCUGAUUUGACAUCGCCAGUUCUGAGACGGCGUCCUGGCGAUGCCGUGGCCUUGGCGAUGCCAGAGAUGCCGGAGGCAUCGAGCAGUUUGCAGGCUCCCACUUCGGAGCGGAGGUUGACGGACAGCACUCCAGAAAAGAUGCUUCCAGCUCCGCCCAAGGCCCAGCCGGACAGGUCUGGGCAGUCGGCACGAUUGACAUCCUUGACCCGGAGAUCCGAAGGAGACCCUCGCCCCGCACCGCCACCAAAGAGUUCCGGGGCGAGGGCGAAGAAGGCCCCGGCUCGGCCGAAGGCAGAAGGUGUCGCGAGGGCAUUCGCGAAGUCAUCGAGCAGCUCCAGCAAGCCUCUGGCCGGCUCGUCUCGCACGUCUCAGCAAGGCUCUCGCGCUGUGGCAAGCCAUUCCAAAGCCGAGGUGCGGGAUCUCACUCCCAGAAGUGAUGUGCCGUCAUGGCCAGAAACGCCAGGAUCAUCGGUGUCUUCACCUCAUGCGGAAGGCUCCUUCUGCUGGAGGGAUAUGGCUGCUGGCCUGGGAACUCUGCAUGCAG